Molecule: messenger RNA, 2220 nt
Organism: Trichomonas vaginalis G3
Lineage: Eukaryota; Parabasalia; Trichomonadida; Trichomonadidae
Exons: 1
Coding region: 1-2220 (739 amino acids)
Source: RefSeq, a predicted model, not a curated record
AUGGAAAGUAUUUUGGAGCCCGCACGGUUCCGAAUCAAUGAAAUCCAUGGGGAUUUCGUGCGGGUUACCGAGAGGCUUUCUAAGCCAGUUCAAUUUGUGCAGAUGUAUAACGAAAAUGCAAUAAACUCACACAUAUCAGAUAUUUUUUCAGACGCUGCUCAAAUAUUACAAACCGUAUCACUCGGUCUCACCGCUGAAACAAAGUUUAUCCAAUCUCCAAACCCAAAAAUGAAUAAAUUUAAACUCGAAAUCGAAAGAUUGUAUACAGAUCUUGACAGAAAGACUCGCCUGUUCGACCAAUCUAUUUUAAAUGCCCACCAAAUGUUUGCUGAAAAGGUAGAAAUAAUUGCAGAACGUUACAAAAAUAAAUUAUCAGAUAACAAACAAAAUAACUCGGAAGAAGAAGAGAAAGUUGCUGCACAGCUUCAAAACGCUAGAGAUAUGUUUAACCAGCGUCUCAAAUCUGAAACAGAACAUCAUUUAAAGGAAGCAAAAGCUCUUGAAGCAAAUUUGGCAAAACUCAAAGGGGAAUACGAGUUACAACAAACAACAUUGUCUACAUCCAUUGAUGCUUCUAAAGUGCGUUUACAACUCUUAAAGAAGCAAAAGGAAAUGCUUGCGGAAACAAAUGAUCAUGUUACAGUAACUAUGAAUGAUAAAUUCAAACAACAGAUCGAAUCGAUGACAGCUCAGAAUAAAGUAACAAUCGAAUCAUUACAAGAACAAUUCAACUCUUUAAUUCAGCAAAAAUCUGAUAAUAUUGUUGCUUUCGCAAAGGAAGCGGAGAAUUUACAGUAUCAAAUCGAACAUAUUGAUGAGAUUAGAGCACAGAAAAUCAAAGAUGAAAAAGAAAAAAUUCAAUUAAAAUUCGAUAAAAAGAUGAAAAAGCUUGAAGACGCUCAUCAGUUGACUAUGAAGGAAAUAUCCCAUGAAUCAGAGCUAGAACGCAUACAAUCAGAGAGUACAAUUGAAAUUUUAAGAAAUAAUAUUGAAACUGCUCGAACUCAGCUCGAAGACUCUGAGAGACGUUACAAAGAUAAAGUCGAUACUAUUGUUAAGCGUGGAGAGAUGAUUCUCGCAGAAAAAUCGAACGAAAUGAAAAUGAUAUCAAAAGUUCACAUCAAAACACUUGAACAGCUCACACAGCAAGCGGAUCUUGAUGUAGAGCAGGAGAAACAUAAGGCAAAGAAGCUUAGACAUAAUCUUGAGAGCAAAUUAAACCAAAUUUUGAGAGAAUCUGAUUCUCUUCGUAAGAAACUUGAAGCGGAAAUCACGGCCCUUACCCGUGCUAGAGACAAAUUCGAGGAAGAGAUGAAACAAUACGAACAAAUCAAGCCAAUUACCCCUCCUCCAACUCCUCCAUCAAACAAACCGCCAAGAUUCAAACGGAGUCAGUCAAAAAUUGUGAAGUUAGAAACUCACAUUGAUUUAUCAUUACCACCCGAGAAACUAUCAGAAGAUGAUGAAAUUGCCAUGGAAUUAAUUCACAGAGCAAAAAGAUUUUAUGAUUCAUGGCAUAGACAAGAAUCCUUCUUAAUGAAAUCGAUUGAUUCUUCCAACAAGAACAUGCAGAGUGAGGUAGAACGUCUUAAACUACAAUCAGACGCAAUUCAAGAUGAAAUUGAGUUCCUGGAACUCGAAAAAUCUGAUUUGCUCCAGAAAAUUAACGAUGCCGAGAGGAGAGUCGAAGAAGCAACUGAGCAAGAUGACGAAAAAUUCGAUGAAAAAAUUGCAAAUUACAAUAAAAUCAUCGCUGAUCAGCAAACAACAGUCAUGAAGCUUAAAGAAGAGAUCAAUGCAAGAAAGAACAUGAAGGGAAAGAAGGAGAAAGUCACUGCAAUUGAAGAUGAGCUGAAACAAGAAUUAAAUCUUUCAAUUAGUGAAUUAGAGUCACUUAAAAUCACUAAUGCCAAGAAGGAUAAAGAGCUUAGAUUGCAACACGAGAAGGAUAUCCAGAAAAUUCAAAAUACUGGUCAGAAAUCUUUGGAAAAACUCACAAAAAGGAUCAAAGAAGUCGAAGAAAUGAUUCCAAACGCAACAAUUGACAAGAAAGUACUUGAUGAUGACCACAACGAGUGGAUGGCAUUGAGAAAAGAGAUGGCUGACUCGAGUAACAAGAUAAACAGAUUGAUUCAGACAGCAGGAAUGGGAUCUCGGCCUGCUUCUGUUGUUACUCCAUUGCAGAAAGGUCAGAAACUUCCUCCAUUGGCGAAGAAGUAA